Messenger RNA from Acipenser ruthenus (sterlet), 1143 nucleotides. RefSeq names its product gastricsin-like. Gene Ontology annotation, molecular function: aspartic-type endopeptidase activity. The record is from RefSeq and is a predicted model, not a curated record. Gene Ontology annotation, biological process: proteolysis. The transcript is spliced from 7 exons. Bases 1 to 966 code for a protein of 321 amino acids. Lineage: Eukaryota; Metazoa; Chordata; Actinopteri; Acipenseriformes; Acipenseridae.
AUGUCCUAUUAUGGGCCCAUCACCAUCGGGACCCCAGCACAGUCUUUUUAUGUCCUGUUUGACACCGGAUCCUCCAACCUCUGGGUUGCCUCUACGUACUGCAGCAGCCAGGCCUGCACAAACAUACCUAGGUUCAACCCCACUCAGUCCUCCACCUGGUCCAGUAAUGGGCAGACCUUCUCCCUGCAAUACGGCACUGGGAGCCUCACUGGGGUCUUCGGCUACGACACUGUCACUGUCGGAGGCAUUACCCUCACUAACCAGGAGGUGGGUCUGAGCACCAAUGAGCCGGGCACCAACUUUAUGUAUGUUGGAUAUGAUGGCAUCCUCGGCCUGGCGUACCCCAGCGAGUCUGUACAAGGACAGCCCACUGUUAUGGACACCAUGAUGCAGAAUAACAUGCUUAAUGCCAACGUUUUCGCUUUCUACCUGAGUCGGAAUGAGGCCCAAGGCAGUGAGAUGACAUUUGGAGGUGUUGAUCAGAGCCGAUACACUGGUGACAUCUACUGUAGUGACGUCACCAAUCAGAUGUACUGGCAGAUUGAAAUUAAUGGUUUCUCCAUCAACAACCAGGAGACUGACUGGUGCCAGGGGGGAUGUCAAAGUAUUGUGGACACAGGCACUUCCCUCCUCGCCUGCCCUCAGCAGUACCUGGGAUACCUGCAGCAGUACAUUGGAGCUCAGGCUAACGAGAAUGGGGAGUACAUUAUUGAUUGCAACAACCUGGCUAACAUGCCUACUAUUACCUUUAACAUCAAUGGAGUGAACUUCCCCCUGCCCCCAUCUGCCUACACCAUCGUUAACUACCAGAACGGACAACAGUACUGCACCAGCGGCAUCAUGGGUACUUACCUGUCUUCCCAGAAUGGCCAGGUCAUGUGGAUUCUGGGAGACGUGUUCCUGAGGCAGUAUUACUCCGUAUUCGACAUGCAGAACAACAGCGUUGGAUUCGCCGCUGCUGCUUAAGCCCCUCCCAUUCACUGCGGCCUCCGUCCAAUCCCUUUAUAACACACCUUGAACCAACCAACCAGAACAGCUGCAAUGCUAGCCUGGGUUUCACCCUCCACACGCUGUGAGAGAGGGUGUGUUAUAAAAACAAAAACAUACAUGGAGCUGAUUUAAAAUCAUGUAAAUCAUAAUUCU